GCGCUGUGGGAGGAGGAGGAAGAGGAGGAAGGAGGAGCCGCCGCCGCCGCCGCCGCUCCCCCGGGCCGGCGCCGGGGAUGGUGUUGGCCGCGGCUGCCGGGCCCUGACGCCGCGCUCAGGUGGGAAGCAGCAGUAAUGCUAACUCUGGCAAGCAAGCUGAAGCGGGAUGAUGGCGUCAGAGGCCCCCGUGCGUCCAACCCAGCGUCUGACUCCACGCGCAGGGUGUCUGUGCGGGACAAACUACUCGUUAAAGAGGUUGCAGACCUUGAAGCUAAUUUACCUUGUACAUGUAAAGUGAAUUUUCCUGACCCAAACAAGCUCCAUUACUUUCAGCUAACUGUAACCCCAGAUGAGGGCUAUUACCAAGGGGGAAAGUUUCAGUUUGAAACUGAAGUUCCUGAUGCCUACAAUAUGGUGCCUCCAAAGGUAAAAUGUUUGACAAGAAUCUGGCACCCAAACAUUACAGAGACAGGAGAAAUCUGCCUAAGUUUGUUGAGAGAACACUCAAUUGAUGGCACUGGCUGGGCCCCAACUAGAACCUUAAAGGAUAUUGUCUGGGGGUUAAACUCUUUAUUUACUGAUCUUUUGAAUUUUGACGAUCCUUUGAAUAUUGAGGCUGCAGAGCAUCAUUUGCGUGACAAGUGCUGUGCUUCCCUCCAGGAGGACUUUCGCAAUAAAGUUGAAGAUUACAUUAAGCGCUACGCGAGAUGAUGAAGGGGGACGGAUGGCAGGACCACGGCUCCAGAGCUGUCCUUCGCUUCAGCAGCAGCCAAACCAGCCCGGGUUGUACCAGUCCUGUGUCCAUGUUGUACUGAAGAAGAAAACUAACUUCAUAACCUGUCCAUGUUCAAAGGAGAGUUCAGCAUAAAUACAGCAAGAAAUUGUGUCUGUUGGUUGAAAAAAGUUGUCUGCUUCCUUUACAAAUGUUUACUCUUCUGAACUGUACUGUAUAUCCUGUUGAUGAGAUAUGCUUGAGAAGUUAAAAGAAGUCACUAUUGAAAUUGUAAUUACACUUUUUUUUUUAAAACACUUGCCUAAUCUGGAGGGAGGGAGAGGAAAAAAAAAAAAACAAAACCCCAAACAACCCAAGCAGAAAAGGUGGCGUGUUUUUGGAACACUUUGAGUUGGCAAUAAAUGGUCUCCUGUGAACCAAAUCACAAAACUGUUGCCUUUGAUGAGCGGAAACAAUAUGAGCUUUUUCUAAGAGUCACUCAGCUGAGGCUUAGAGCUUGCCAGAGUGGAAGUGCCAAAUGAGAUUCUACUUCUGGUAUUGAAGUUCUCGAUGCUGUUUAAUGUAAGUAUGUUUUUGUCACAGUUUGGAAUAUUACAUUGUUAAUUUUAGGCCCUAUUUGGGCUAAAGGUUUUUUGGUUUUUUGUUUCUAUUCAUUGUGUGAAGUAGUUAAAUAUAGGCUAAUAUGUAACUUAAGUACAUGUUUAGUAUUAGUAAAAUUAUACAUAUAUAUAUUAUAUAUAUUAUAUAUUUCUGUGAAAAAAUUAAUGAAAGGGAGAUUUUUUUUAAAAAAAGAAAUCGGCUUUUGGCUUUCCAGUCUGGAUGUGGUGAGGGAGCAUCAGAGGCUGUUUGUUCUGAUGAAGGUAAAUUCAGGCGCUGUUACCUGGAGAGCCCAUAAUUGUGUUCUCCAGAUUCCUGCACUGAAAGGACACAGCUGGAACCACAACACAUUCCCCCCACUUGUGCCCACUUUGGCUCUCUUGAUUUGGGAGGAUGUGAUGCUGCAGUUGCCUCUUCUGUAAGGAGCUGGAUGGCACUAAGAGCCUGCAGAGGAGAGGCUUCAGCCCAUGUGCCAGAGCUCCCUGGGCAUCCUCCAGGAUUGGGAUCACACAGAGGAGCUGAUGAGCCCAGCUGAGCUUUACAAACCAGGAAAUAAAUGUUUGUGUGCUUUCA
Messenger RNA from Vidua chalybeata, 1903 nucleotides. RefSeq names its product ubiquitin conjugating enzyme E2 F (putative) (gene UBE2F). Bases 136 to 711 code for a protein of 191 amino acids. Lineage: Eukaryota; Metazoa; Chordata; Aves; Passeriformes; Viduidae. Gene Ontology annotation, cellular component: nucleus. The record is from RefSeq and is a predicted model, not a curated record. Gene Ontology annotation, biological process: protein neddylation. The transcript has 10 exons. Gene Ontology annotation, molecular function: NEDD8 transferase activity.